GAAGAACAGAAGACCCCCACAAGACCACUUGAUAAGAUCUGUCAGAUAGAUGCCCCGGCACUGCUCAGCUGCUGGCUGCAAGUCUCGUGAUACCAGUGAAACACGGAAAGCUGGUAUUACCUUUCACAGGUUGCCAAAGCGCGGCAGUCCACGACGAACACUGUGGAUCAUCAACUCCCAGCGGAAGGACCCCCAGGGCAAGGGUCAGUGGGAUCCCCAGAGUCACUUCAUCUACUUCUGCUCUAAGCACUUUACUCCGGAGAGCUUUGAGCUGUCUGGAAUCAGUGGCUAUCGAAGACUGAAGGAGGAUGCACUACCCACUGUGUUUGAGACAUUGUCACGACAGAGGCGUGGCAGAGGUGUAACAAACAAGCAGACAGGUGCAACAAGGCAGACACGGAAACCGACACGUUCCCAGAAAUGCCCCAAGGUCGUGGUUGAGGCAAAUGACCAGCAGAAGGAGGAAGCUGCCGCCAAUGAAGGAAAUGUUGCUGGUGGGGAUGUCUCUGUGAUGGUAGUCAACAAUGAAGAAAACAAUAAUGUGAAGGAAGUAGAAGGAGCUGAAAUGAGAACAUCAUCUCUCCCCUUUGAAGAAUCUCAUGUCCCUUCCUCUGAUUUACAAGGUUCACCUUCGAUAAACCAAGAACCAGUCCCUCUGUCUGAAGCCGCUUGCUUGCAGACACUUCCUCCUUCCACAGGCCUGCAGCCAUCCUCCCCCCCUCAGCCGCCAUCCCCAUCACGCUAUAUGAGGCGCCUCCCUCCUCCUCCAGGGUUCCACCUGCCCAAGGAACACAAUUAUGCACAGCUUUGCCCCUUGGUGUGGAGGAAGAGGUAUGACCGGGCUAUUGAUAGUUUGGAGAAGUCUCUUCGAUUGCUAAAUGCAGCCAGACGAAGGGAGACGCGGCUCAGGCAAACACUGCUGAGGCUCAGAGAAAACCGGGUGCGUCAGACACUGCAGAACUUCCGAGGAGCAACCAGGUGGAAAGAAACCAAAGUCAAGGGAAAGAAUGGCUUAGAAAGUGAGGACAAGAGGGAUGUGGAGCAACCUGUGAGGCAGGUAAGUGAUGAGCAGGAGAUGGAAACAGAGAAGAUGGAGGAGGACUUGAAUCUCUUUGAUGAAGAAGCUGGGGAUUCAGGUGAGGGAGGAUAUCGUUCAGCAUUCAUGGGAAUGCAGGAGGAGACUGGUUACUGCUUUUACUGUGGAAGAGGUAUGGAGGACCUUGGAGGAAAUGAGGGAGGAGCUUUGGGAAAGUCUCAAAGACCAAGGCAGAGUCUAGAACAGGGCAAGAAUGGCUCCUGGUGUGAUGACGGUGUACAAAAUAAGAGAGCAAGCACGCAGGGGCUACCUCAGACAGAUCAAAAAGCAGAAAUCAUGGCUGCAGAUGCAGAAGGAGGGGCCUGCUCUUACUACUAUUACAGCAGCAACACAACAAGUGAAGAGAGUGAUGAAGGUGUGCAGAUAGUUACGAUGGAGCUGCCUCAAGGCUGGCAGUUACCACAGCAGCCAAAAAUGGGAGAACAGAUCAUUGCAUCCCCACAGGUUCAGAAAGUUCAGGGGCAGUCUCAUCCAGAACAGCAGGUCAAAGGGUGUGUGGCAACCUCUACCCCAUUUGGAACAGUGCAGGCCAUCCCUCAUUCGCAGGACUUAAAUUUGAUGCCGCCAGUGCAGCUGGAGCUGCAGAAACUACAGCUACAGUUACACCAGGUCCAGCUGGUCCAGCAGAGUCUGACCGCACAGCCAAGGGUCAUCUUUAUGGAUUCCACUGGUGAGGAAGGGGGGCGGCUGGGAGAAGAUGGGCAACAGCAGUUUUGGAUGCAGGAGGACAGUGAUGGGCGUCUCCUUGUAGUACAAGUGCCUAAGCAGGAUAGUGAGAAACACACAGAGAAGAAUGAAAAAAGUGAGCCUCUGCUGGUGUCAGUAGUGGGAUUUCAGAAUGAGCUUACUGAGGAAAGCCAAGCAUCUUACCUUGAAGCUGACAGUCCUGGGCAGAGGAUCAUGGGGCAAAGUGACAAAGACUGUGGCCACCCAACAGACACUAAGAAUGGCCUUGGGGGUGGGGAUUUGAGGGAGAAGCUUAAGGAACACCUAGAAGGCUUCCAGCUCCAACUCAGCAGUGAAUUUCUUAAUUAGUGGGUGAGUCAGCAGUUUCUGGGGAUUACAGGAAGCUGAGUAGGAUUGAG
Molecule: messenger RNA, 2181 nt
Organism: Scleropages formosus (Asian bonytongue)
Lineage: Eukaryota; Metazoa; Chordata; Actinopteri; Osteoglossiformes; Osteoglossidae
Gene: thap7
Product: THAP domain containing 7
Exons: 5
Coding region: 50-2131 (693 amino acids)
Biological process (GO): regulation of DNA-templated transcription
Cellular component (GO): nucleus
Source: RefSeq, a predicted model, not a curated record